UCACUCUUCGAGCUCGGCCAUUUUCGAACGAGAUAUCGAACCUUUAGGUCUCCCUUCUCUCUCGGUACCUCUGCAACCCGCUGUUACUGUGCCCGGCAUUAGCCAACAUGCACGAGUUGCCACUACCGCCACCUCGACCAACAACGCACACCGUAUUCCUCGCUCAAAGACCACUGAGGCGAUCGAAAUGACCGUUCCCAGUGUCCUCGACUCGGCUGUUUCGGCAUUGACGAUUGCGGAAGAAACUGGCACGAAUAUCACCGUGUUGAGUCCUGUGCCGUCACAGGGCCAGCACCCCUUAUUGCAAGGCCAUUCCACUUCCAAUUUGCAAUCCCCGCUAUCUGCACACUCGCAAUCAUCUCCGAUUACUUCCACAUUCACCCAACCAAGUUUGGCCGCGCCCGGUGGCGUGGGUUCGAUUGGAUCGACAUCAGGAACAUCAGGUGGCAGUCCAUCACCUCCCACAAU
This is a messenger RNA of Acaulospora colombiana, 468 nucleotides long. Lineage: Eukaryota; Fungi; Glomeromycota; Glomeromycetes; Diversisporales; Acaulosporaceae. The record is from the annotation of a GenBank genome assembly.